Sus scrofa (pig) is the source of this 5349-nucleotide messenger RNA. It is a transcript of the gene CLSTN3, whose product is annotated as calsyntenin 3. Lineage: Eukaryota; Metazoa; Chordata; Mammalia; Artiodactyla; Suidae. Gene Ontology annotation, molecular function: calcium ion binding. The record is from RefSeq and is a predicted model, not a curated record. Gene Ontology annotation, biological process: positive regulation of synaptic transmission; positive regulation of synapse assembly; homophilic cell-cell adhesion. Gene Ontology annotation, cellular component: cell surface; postsynaptic membrane.
UUUGUAUUGUGGUAAGAGCACUUAACAUGAGAUCUACCCUCUUAAUAAAGUUUUAAGUGUACAGUGUAUACUGUAGGCGCACUGUUGUGUAGACAAUCCAAAAUGUCUGUUAUAGUCUAGCCUUGGAAGUAAUGUAGUACCCCUGCUGCAUAUGCCAUUGGUCACACAGACCUACCCGGAUACCGUGUGCGAAGAGAAGACACAAGAAUGGGAAUUCUGGGGACUUGGGGGCCCUCCUGGGGGCUGGCUCUCACAGAAGUACACAUAUUCUUUUAGCACAAUCCAUGCAGAAGAUGAGCUGGCAGGCUGUUAUUUUUGUGAGAUAUGGUUGCAUUGCAGAUGCUCUGAAGCCAGAGCGCCCUCUCCUCCUCAUCCCUGCCGUCUGAAGGGUUCUGUCACCCACCCCAUCCAGGAGCAAGAUGGCACAGGUCCAAGUGUGGCCUACAGGGCACCAAACACCAGAGGAAGUGGGGCUCUGGGAGGAGAGCAAAGGGUUAAAAAGGUCCAAGAUGAUGUUGAAAAGGAGAGGAAUGGGCAGGAAAGAGAGACCCCAGAGAGGCUGCCCUUGCCAAUCUUGGGAGGAUAAAUAACCACAGCGUGAGUGCCGAGAAUCCAGGUCUGUGGGCUUUCACCAGCAGAUUCUCCAAAGGGACAAAUUCAGAGGCAGGAGAUUUCAGUUCCAAAGCUCCCACCCCCGCCCCCUGGGCGAUUUGUGUGGACUCUCAAGCCUGAAAUAAAGUCCUUUAGUAAAGGACUCUUUAAACAUGCUGCGUGUGUGCCUGGUUUGCUAAUAGCGAGGCUGCUCGGCUGUCCCCUGCACCAUCCCUUCCUUCCACAAUAAGGGAGGUGAUGGGUGAGGCUGCACUUGGACUUCAGAUGAUUGACUUGUAUAUUAUUCUCUGUUCUAGUUCCCUUUGUUUCCUCCAAGACUUUCCCGAACCCUUAUUGAAACAGUGUCCCCUUGUCCCAUCUGUGCUACUCUUAAACAAGGGAUGGGUGGUGAAUGGCAGCAGCGGUUAAGGGGGCCAUCCAGGGAAAUGAGUGCUUAGUGACCCAGCUGCCCCUUCCUGUGCUCGGGUACCCUCGUCACUGGGGACCUUGAAGACAAGCUAGGCUCUGGUUACAUUAAGAAUGACAGCAGUAUCGUUACAGCUGGGUCAAGGACAGCGAGCGAGGCUUUUCUGCAAACAGCCAAGGAGAGGAGAGAGGAAGCCAAGGGGAGGGGCGGGUGUGGAAGACGGGAUGGUAGAUCCGUCCUAGAGCAUCAAGGCCAAACAGACGGUCCCGGGAGGAGACAAAGGCACAGAAGUGAAAUGAUUUUCCCAAGGUCAAGAGAGGCGGCGAUGGUGCCUCUGCAAGCAGUGUUUUUAGCUCUGUCUAGUUCUCCUGCCGGGACAAUGAAUAUACCUUGGCUCCUGUUCUGGGCAGGGAGGAAAGCAAGAAGGUUCUGGGUCUUAGCAACUGUCUAGGAGGCGGAUGAAAAGCCACAUGGACAAUGCAGUGCAAGGCAGACGCCUGAGGGAUGCACAUAGCCACGUGGAAGGAAAACUGGGUAGGCGAUGGUUAAGGAGACCUCGGCCUCCUGGCUCACUUGUGGGCAAGGAGGGCUCCCACUGAGGCACCCACGGAGGGAUUGCUGGAGCUUCUUCAGUGGAGAAGGAAGCCCAGGAUGUGCUGCAGGGUGGAGGCCCCCCUACCCCCACCCCAGGCAGGGAGGAUGCUGGCUGGAGUGGGCAUCCGUGCGGAAGAAGGCCAACAAGCACAAGCCAUGGAUCGAGGCGGAAUACCAGGGCAUCGUCAUGGAGAACGACAACACGGUCCUGUUGAACCCACCACUCUUUGCCUUGGACAAGGAUGCCCCCCUGCGCUAUGCAGGUGAGAUCUGUGGCUUCCGGCUGCAUGGGUCUGGGGUGCCCUUUGAGGCCGUGAUCCUGGACAAGGCAACGGGAGAAGGGCUGAUCCGGGCCAAGGAGCCUGUGGACUGCGAGGCCCAGAAGGAGCACACCUUCACCAUCCAGGCCUACGACUGUGGCGAGGGCCCCGACGGGGCCAACACCAAGAAGUCCCAUAAGGCCACCGUGCACGUGCGGGUCAACGACGUGAACGAGUUUGCCCCCGUGUUUGUGGAGCGGCGGUACCACGCGGCGGUGACCGAGGGGAAGCUGUACGACCGCAUCCUGCGGGUGGAGGCGAUCGACGGCGACUGCUCCCCCCAGUACAGCCAGAUCUGCUACUACGAGAUCCUCACGCCCAACACCCCCUUCCUCAUCGACAACGACGGGAACAUUGAGAACACGGAGAAGCUGCAGUACAGUGGCGAGAAGCUCUACAAGUUCACCGUCACGGCUUAUGACUGUGGGAAGAAGCGGGCGGCUGAUGACGCUGAGGUGGAGAUCCAGGUGAAGCCCACCUGUAAACCCAGCUGGCAAGGCUGGAACAAAAGGAUUGAAUAUGCACCAGGCGCCGGGAGCUUGGCUUUGUUCCCUGGUAUCCGCCUGGAGACCUGCGAUGAACCUCUCUGGAACAUUCAGGCCACCAUAGAGCUGCAGACCAGCCAUGUGGCCAAGGGCUGUGACCGAGACAACUACUCAGAGCGGGCACUGCGGAAACUCUGUGGCGCUGCCCCCGGGGAGGUGGACCUGCUGCCCAUGCCUGGUCCCAACGCCAACUGGACGGCCGGACUCUCCGUGCACUACAGCCAGGACAGCAGCCUCAUCUACUGGUUCAACGGCACCCAAGCUGUGCAGGUGCCCCUGGGUAGCACAGCUGGGCUGGGCUCGGGGCCCCAGGACAGCCUCAGUGACCAUUUUACCCUGUCCUUCUGGAUGAAGCAUGGCGUGACUCCCAACAAGGGCAAGAAGGAAGAGGAAACCAUUGUGUGUAACACGGUCCAGAAUGAGGACGGCUUCUCUCACUACUCACUGACUGUCCAUGGCUGCAGAAUUGCCUUCCUUUACUGGCCUCUGCUUGAAAGUGCUCGGCCAGUCAAGUUUCUCUGGAAGCUGGAGCAGGUCUGCGAUGACGAGUGGCACCACUAUGCCUUGAACCUUGAGUUCCCCACAGUCACACUCUAUGCUGAUGGCAUCUCCUUUGACCCUGCCCUCAUCCACGACAAUGGACUCAUCCACCCUCCCCGAAGGGAGCCUGCACUCAUGAUUGGGGCCUGUUGGGCCGAGGAGAAGAACAAAGAGAAGGAAAAGGGAGGCGACAACAGUACGGACGCCACACCAGGAGACCCCUUGCCGAUCCACCACUACUUCCACGGCUACCUGGCUGGUUUCAGCGUGCGCUCAGGCCGCCUGGAGAGCCGUGAGGUCAUCGAGUGCCUCUAUGCAUGUCGGGAGGGGCUGGACUAUAGGGAUUUCGAGAGCCUGGGCAAAGGCAUGAAGGUCCACGUGAACCCCUCGCAGUCCCUGCUCACCCUGGAGGGGGAUGAUGUGGAGACCUUCAACCAUGCCCUGCAGCAUGUGGCUUACAUGAACACUCUGCGCUUUGCCACGCCUGGCGUCAGGCCCCUGCGCCUCACCACUGCGGUCAAGUGCUUCAGUGAAGAAUCCUGUGUCUCCAUCCCCGAAGUGGAGGGCUACGUGGUGGUACUCCAGCCUGAUGCCCCCCAGAUUCUGCUUAGUGGCACUGCUCAUUUUGCCCGCCCAGCUGUGGACUUCGAAGGACCUGAGGGGGUCCCUUUGUUCCCUGAUCUUCAAAUCACUUGCUCCAUUUCUCAUCAAGUGGAGGCCAAAAAGGAUGAGAGCUGGCAGGGCACAGUGACAGACACGCGCAUGUCGGAUGAGAUCGUGCACAACCUGGACGGCUGUGAGAUUUCUCUGGUGGGGGAUGACCUGGACCCCGAGCGGGAGAGCCUACUCUUGGACAUGGCGUCCUUGCAGCAGCGAGGACUGGAGCUCACCAACACGUCCGCCUACCUCACUAUUGCUGGGGUGGAGAGCAUCACGGUGUAUGAGGAGAUCCUGAGGCAGGCUCGUUACCGGCUGCGACACGGAGCUGCCCUCUAUGCCCGGAAAUUCCGGCUUUCCUGCUCAGAAAUGAACGGGCGUUACUCCAGCAAUGAGUUCGUGGUGGAGGUCAGCGUCCUGCACAGCAUGAACCGGGUGGCCCACCCCAGCCACAUGCUCAGCUCCCAGCAGUUCCUGCACCGAGGUCACCAGCCCCCGCCCGAGAUGGCCGGACACAGCCUGGCGAGCUCCCACCGCAACUCCAUGGUCCCCAGUGCCGCGACCCUCAUCAUUGUGGUGUGUGUGGGUUUCCUGGUGCUCAUGGUCGUCCUGGGCCUCGUGCGCAUCCACUCGCUGCACCGCCGUGUCUCGGGGGCUGGAGGGACCCCAGGGGCCUCCAGUGACCCCAAGGACCCCGACCUCUUCUGGGACGACUCAGCUCUCACCAUUAUUGUCAACCCCAUGGAGUCCUACCAGAGCCGGCAGGCCUGCGUGGCUGGCGCUGCAGGUGGCCAGCAGGAGGACGAGGACAGCAGCGACUCUGAGGCAGCCGACUCGCCCAGCAGUGACGAGAGACGCAUCAUCGAGACCCCUCCUCACCGCUACUAAGGCCUCCAUCGCCUCCCCCCCUCCCCAGCCCAACAGAAAGAGAGAAUUUUCCCCGGGUGAGACAGACACCCCCAGAAGGGAGAGAAGGACAUUCUGAGAGAAGAGAGCCUGGGAGGGAGGGAACUCUUGGAACGAGUCAUGCAUCCCGUAACCUCAGAAUCCCCUGGGAUCCCCCCCAUCCCCCUACCCCUCACUCACCCACAGCCCCCCUCUGUGCCUCUGGGCGCUGACUCCCCUGGUGUGGGAGACUUUGGCUGCCUUUUCUACCCCCAGGCAGCCGCCCCCUUCCCUGUCUUGCCCCCCAGUAACCUGCGCUAUAAUGGGGGGGGGUUAGGGACUGAAGGAGACCCUGUCCUUUAUCCUCCCCCACUCUCCUGUCCACAGAGCCCCUGAUCCAGACCCCCCCUCCAAAGCUGGGCCUUCCCUGCUUCUCUUACGACCACCCCUUCCCAUUUCACUCUGGGGACCCCUGCUUCUUCUCCUGGUCCCCUUCCCUCCUCUUUCGUCCCCUUUCCCCUCCUCUCCUGGCCUGAGGUCCCACAGCCCCUUCCUGCAGGACCUGGUUGUGGCUGGGUUGUGGGGAUGGGAGCCGGGGUGGGGGCCCCGGGUGUAUUAUAUAUAAUGUAUAUUUUUUCAUGUCGUCGUGAGCGCAGCCCCUGUGUUCUGUGUGCAGCCUCGUGUGUGCGUGUGGCAUCGUUAAGUCCUGGGGUGGGGGUAGGGGGAUGGGUGUGGUGGGACAGGGGACACAUCCUAGGGUUUUCAAAUAAAACAACCAGAAAAAAGCUAA